This is a messenger RNA of Colletotrichum siamense, 414 nucleotides long. RefSeq lists its product as uncharacterized. Lineage: Eukaryota; Fungi; Ascomycota; Sordariomycetes; Glomerellales; Glomerellaceae. The transcript has 2 exons. The coding region runs from base 1 to 414 and encodes 137 amino acids. The record is from RefSeq and is a predicted model, not a curated record.
AUGUCUACUCUCUGCAAGAAGUGCCAAGUCGUCCAGUUCAACGAUGCGGAUCUCAACGGAACUGUUGAGACCUUACCGUCUGGCCAGUCCUACUUCGCUCCCCAUCUUGAAGGCGAGGAGCUCCAUCACCAUAUUUACCUCGAUUACGACCUCAAAGAUGUACUGCCAGAUUUACCAGCUCUGUCUCAAUCGGCUGAGAAUGGCUGCUCGCUAUGCUUUCUAAUAAAGACCGAGAUAGCCAGGUUUCUCACAAGUUUCGUCGAGUCGGAGCGCAAAUACUCAGAUUUCUUUAUUCAUAAGCUAUGCUACGUCAUGGGACCGCACACACUGAUGGUGAAGAAGAUCUGUCUUGGCAGCUCCAACUCCCUGUCCAAGCCGACCCUCAUGGUAAUGAUGCCUGAUCCCGGAUUUUGA